Parasteatoda tepidariorum (common house spider) is the source of this 491-nucleotide messenger RNA. RefSeq lists its product as uncharacterized. Lineage: Eukaryota; Metazoa; Arthropoda; Arachnida; Araneae; Theridiidae. The record is from RefSeq and is a predicted model, not a curated record.
UAUUUAACAACUGACUGAAAUCUUAAAUUAAAAUCCUUCUUAAAUGAAAGCAGAAUGCCUAAUAUAUCAAUAGUAUUGUUCUUAUUGUCAAUUACGUGCGGUGGGUAUGGAUCUCAACUUCCGACUAUGACGAAGUCGGAGGUGCAAAAUAUCAUAAAUUGUAUCAGUGACUCAAAGAAUUUUCACGCCUGUAAGCGAUAUGAAGAAUGUAAUGAUAUGAUGCCUCAGAGUGUUAUCAAACGAUUCGAAAAAUGCCAAAAAAUUCUCAACGCCCCUUGGAAAUGUAAAAAAGGAAAGCCACUUUUCUCUAAUCCGGAACCUCCCAGCAAGAAAUGUGCUAAGCAGUUACAUAAAAGGACUUGCAAGAUUCCUCAGUACCAGUGACUUCUAAGACAAAAACAUUUUUUGCAUCGCAUAAUCAAAUGUUUAAUUUAAAUUACAAUAUUUCACAUACGCACUAAAGUGGUACGAUUAUGAAGUAAUAAUAAAAA